AAAUGACGCCAUCAUGCAAACGUCCUAUUCAAGGUGGCCACCAUAUCGCUAAAAACGUCUGUUUUUCCGAAUGCUUUUUUKGGGGGGUGGGGGAUCGGAGAACCCGGUUAAUAAAAGAAUCAACAUUUAAGUCAAAAUUCAGUCAGGUGUGCGUGAUGGCGGUUUAAGAGAGAACCUCACACUUGGUAAUACAUAGGUCACACCCCAUACUUGAUUCUCGCUGAUCGUCAUAAAUGUAUAUAUAAGUAAAUCCCUGCAUUAUCGUGCUAAUUGCUAUUUUCUAUUUACCAAGUUAUGCUUGUAUAUAAGUAUGGUGGUAGAGGUAAAAGAACAAUGAAACCGCAAUGUUGUUUAACAAAUCACAUUGAAUCCUAAUUCUAUUCAAUAUCUUAAUGUGGUGUGAACAGUCGAGAACCAUAAGGAAUUCUAAGUUCCAAUAUUCCCAUUUAGGUUCACCUUUGCUCAGUCUUAGCAUCGACUGUGUGAAAUGUGUUUUUUUCUUUUAUUAACUUUAUUUAACUUUCAUUUAACUUUAGAUGUCCAGAAAGGUAGACCAGUUAGUAGUCUUUUUAUUUUAUCUGAAUGCUUGCAAUUUUCACCGAAUUUUCACCAAAUUGACGUCACCAGCGUGCUCCAUACGAGUGGUCCAUACAUUUUUUCUUCAUAGGUGGUGAACCAAUCAGAGCACGCGUUAUAUCUUAAUUAUGUUAAACGUACAACUGAGGCUAAGGUUGAGCAAAGAGAACUCAAAACUGGAGUAUUCGCUCUCUGAGUUGGUCGUAGUUACGUUAGGAUAAGAUUUGAGGUAGAAUCGCUGGCUUGCUUUGUAAGUAAGUAUAACACGUUGACUAGUACGUUUUGUUUCACGGGUUAAACGCCUUCACUCUAAUAGCCUACACAAUCGACAGGAAACCGCGUCUGCAGUUUAUAACUGAGUAAAGAUGACGGGAACCACCGAUUCAAACCUCAACACCCCUAAUGAAGAUAAGAGAGAGGAAGAAUAUCUGACGGAUUUUGAAGUCGAAGUCGAUGAAGUUCCUCCAAGAGAGGCUUGGAAUAAUAAAAUCGAUUUCAUCCUCGCUACGCUUGGGUACAUAGUGGGUUAUGGAAAUUUUUGGCGUUUUCCUUAUCUGUGCUACCGAAAUGGAGGAGCCUCGUUUCUUUUCCCGUACAUUUUGAUGCUGUUUCUUAUCGGUAUUCCUUUGUUCUUCAUGGAGCUUGCUAUUGGUCAGUGGUACAAUCGUGGUUUCAUUAGCUUGUGGAAAGCUGUGUGUCCUCUCUCAAGAGGCCUUGGAUACGCAACAAUAGUAAUGCAGUUUUUAAGUAGUCUGUAUUAUAUAGUUAUCCUCGCCUGGGUUCUGUUCUAUUUUUUUGAUAGUUUUCGUUCUGAGGUACCUUGGAGCGGCUGUGGUAACGACUGGAACACACCUUUCUGCAGAGUUGAACGAACAUCCAACCAAGUGGUCAACUGCUCAGCUUUCAAUCUUCCCGUCAACUGUACUCAGGAGUUCACAUCGCCAAGUUCUGAAUACUGGAACCGCCGAGUGCUUCAGAUAACCGACUCGAUUGAAGUAGCCGGCUCCAUGAGGUGGGAACUGGUCGGUACGUUGAUCCUCUCCUGGGUUCUUGUUUACUUUUGUAUAUUCAAAAGCAUCAAACUCACUGGAAAGGUGGUUUAUUUUACUGCUACAUUUCCUCUCAUCAUGAUCGUUGUCAUGGUGAUUCGAGGUGUAACCCUUGAUGGAGCUGGUUAUGGUCUUAGGUUUUACCUGAAACCUGACUUCAGGCGACUUGCUGAUCCUCAGGUUUGGGUUUACGCAUCAACUCAAAUUUUCUGGUCUCUCGGGAUUGGUUUUGGUGGAGUCAUUACUUUCGGAAGUUUUAACACGUUUAGGAAUAAUGUUCACAGUGAUAGUUUGAUCGUUUCCUUGUCAAACAGUGGAACAAGUUUUCUCGCCGGGUUUGCUGUUUUUGGUAUUCUUGGCUUCAUGGCUCAUGUUCUGCAUACGACUGUAGGAAAUGUAGUAGAAUCAGGGCCUGGUCUAGUCUUCAUCGUUUAUCCAGAAGCCAUUUCCCAGUUGCCAUUGUCUGUGUUCUGGGCUCUGUUGUUCUUCUUCAUGCUUGUCACUUUGGGCAUCGACACCAUGUUUGGUGCAAUAGAAGCCUUUGUCACAGGAAUAAUCGAUGAAAAUCCAGGUUACCUUCGCAGACGAAAAUGGAUCGUCGUUUUGAUCACAAGUAUCGCCAUGUUUAUUGCUGGACUUCCUUGUGUUCUUCAGGGUGGUAUGUAUGUUUUCAAUCUCUUCGAUUACCAGGCUGCUGGCAUAUCCCUCCUGUUUUGUGUGUUGUUAGAAAACAUCUUCAUUGCCUGGAUCUACGGUAUUGAUAGGUUCAGCAAUGACGUGGAAAUCAUGACAGGGAGAAAGCCAUAUCUGUUUAUUCGAAUUUCACUCRAGUACAUCUCGCCUGUUGUCAGCGCGGCUAUCCUUUUGGCUAACUUCAUCCAAUGGAAUGGAAUCAAAUACGAUGGCGUACCCUAUCCUGGCUGGGCUGAGUGGAUUGGCUGGCUCAUGUGUCUUUUACCCAUCUUCAUCUUCUUCAUCGGGGCCUUUUACCAGCUGUGGAAAACACCAGGAUCACUUAGGGAGCGUUGGCGAAUUGUCACAACACCAGACGAGCACGUUUUGGCAGAGAUUGAAAAGCAGCAAGGAGUCAUCCUCACCAGAAACCCUAUCUACUUAUAGGAUACUCCAUUCGUCAACAUUUCACGAGCUUCCCGACCGGAAAUCAAGAUUUUACAUUUAAUGUGUCAUAGUUUACACGUAAUUUGACCACAAUCAAAUUAGGUCAAUAAAUAUAACUGAUUAAAUUCGUUAAAAACCAAAGAUUUAAGUUCCCAGGAAGACAUCAUCCACCCAAUAGCUUUGACAUUCAUUUUGCACAUGCUCGGACAAAUGCCGGAGCCCUUGAGUUCAGAGUACAGAAGUUUAAAAUAAAACUCAUGAGCGCCUAAAAAA
Messenger RNA from Actinia tenebrosa (Australian red waratah sea anemone), 3017 nucleotides. Its product is annotated as sodium- and chloride-dependent GABA transporter 2. NCBI's taxonomy places the organism in Eukaryota, Metazoa, Cnidaria, Anthozoa, Actiniaria, Actiniidae. The record is from RefSeq and is a predicted model, not a curated record. Gene Ontology annotation, cellular component: plasma membrane. Gene Ontology annotation, biological process: amino acid transport; sodium ion transmembrane transport; nitrogen compound transport.